AAAUGGUUGAUUUGAAUUCGAGAUGUAAUAAAAAAAUUGAAUCAAAUAGUAAAGAAUCUAGGACUAAACCUAUAUAUAUUGGAGGAGAUACUAACAUGGCUCGCAGAAACGUUAAUGAAUGGAUUAAAUCUUUAGAAGAUUACACUAGAUGGAGUAUUGUAGAAUAUCGCGAUGUUGUUUCGAUUUUUGAAGUUCUGGGUGAUGACCUCCGCAGUCGUGUUCUCAAUACUUUAGGAAAAAAAAUUCUUUAUGCUAAUGUGGAUCAACGCAAAAUUACGUUUAUUCCAAAUCAAAAUCCAUAUGUUCAUGAAUUAGAUAUACCGGAAAAAUAUAAAAAAAAUUUUGUAGACCACCAAAUUUUUGCGACAAUAAUAAGUGAGAAAAAAGGUACUUUUUCUGUUCAGGUUAUGUAUACAACUGAUGAAUCUGCAAAUCUCCUCAUUCACCAAUUCAGAAAAUCCGGAAAGGAUAAAUGGAGAGAAUAUUCUUUAAAAAUCGGCUGGAUUAUUAUUGGCAUUCCCAAUGAUUUUGAAUACUUUGAAUUUGAGGAUUUUAAUGAUUUAGAAGAAUUAGAAAUAAAAGUUACUACUUGCGCACUGAAGAAUUAUGCAAAUUCUCUUGAAUAUAAUCCACUUUAUUUAAAAAUAAUUACUGGAAUACACUUUCAUCAUAUUCCUGAUCAUAAAAGUUUGCAAAUGUGUAUCUAUAAUUACGAUUUGGAAAAUAAAUGUAUAAUAAAUGAAGGUUUACCAUCAAAUCUUUCAGUUCAAUUCUGGUUCGUAUACAUUCAUUAUAAUACCAUUUAA
Messenger RNA from Racocetra fulgida, 806 nucleotides. The record is from the annotation of a GenBank genome assembly. Lineage: Eukaryota; Fungi; Glomeromycota; Glomeromycetes; Diversisporales; Gigasporaceae.